Molecule: messenger RNA, 4774 nt
Organism: Nycticebus coucang (slow loris)
Lineage: Eukaryota; Metazoa; Chordata; Mammalia; Primates; Lorisidae
Gene: RHOBTB3
Product: Rho related BTB domain containing 3
Exons: 12
Coding region: 196-2031 (611 amino acids)
Biological process (GO): regulation of proteolysis; proteasome-mediated ubiquitin-dependent protein catabolic process
Cellular component (GO): cytoplasm
Molecular function (GO): GTPase activity; GTP binding; ubiquitin protein ligase binding
Source: RefSeq, a predicted model, not a curated record
UCCCCGGGCGCUGCCUGACCGGCCGGCCGCGCGCACGGCUACUCGCACGCCCGGGCCCGGCUCUGCAGCGAGGGAGGCGCGCGGGGGGCGCGCGGCCCGGCAUGAGCGACUGCGGGUGAACGCGCCGCCGAGGGGCCCGGAGCCGCGAGCAGCUGCUUUCCUCCCAGUCGCCGCCCUGCCCUUGGAUCUGCGACCAUGUCCAUUCACAUCGUGGCGCUGGGGAACGAGGGCGACGCGUUCCACCAGGACAACCGGCCGUCGGGGCUCAUCCGCACCUACCUGGGGAGAAGCCCUCUGGUCUCGGGGGACGAGAGCAGUUUGCUGCUGAACGCGAGCAGCACCGUCGCGCGUCCGGUGUUCACCGAGUAUCAGGCCAGCGCCUUCGGGAACGUCCAGCUGGUGGUGCACGACUGUCCCGUCUGGGACAUUUUCGACAGUGAUUGGUACACCUCUCGAAAUCUCAUCGGGGGCGCUGACAUCAUUGUGAUCAAAUACAACGUAAAUGACAAGUUUUCAUUCCAUGAAGUAAAGGAUAAUUAUAUCCCAGUGAUAAAAAGAGCAUUAAAUUCGGUUCCAGUAAUCAUUGCUGCUGUUGGUACCAGACAAAAUGAAGAACUGCCUUGCACAUGUCCACUGUGCACCUCGGACAGAGGCAGCUGUGUCAGCACAACCGAGGGGGUCCAGCUGGCCCGAGAGCUGGGGGCCACCUACCUGGAGCUGCAUAGCCUUGACGACUUCUACAUAGGCAAAUACUUCGGAGGUGUGUUGGAGUAUUUUAUGAUUCAAGCCUUAAAUCAGAAGACAAGUGAAAAGAUGAAGAAAAGAAAAAUGAGCAGCUCCUUCCAUGGAAUUAGACCCCCUCAGCUGGAGCAGCCAGAGAAAAUGCCUGUCUUAAAGGCUGAAGCCUCACAUUACAACUCUGACUUGAAUAAUUUGCUGUUGGGCUGCCAGUGUGUGGAUGUGGUCUUCUAUAGCGCAGAUCUGGAGGAAGUGGCGGAGGCCCACAAGAUCCUUCUCUGUGCGGUCAGCCAUGUCUUCAUGCUGCUGUUCAGUGUGAAGAGCCCCAGAGACAUUCAGGACUACAGCAUCAUCCAGACCACCCAGGAUCUCUUUGCCAUAAACAGAGAUGCUACAUUCCCAGGUGCCAGCCAGGAAUCUCCCGGCAACCCCCCGCUGCGCGUUGUUGUGAAAGACGCCCUCUUCUGCUCCUGUCUACUGGACAUUCUUCGCUUCAUUUACUCAGGUGCUUUUCAGUGGGAAGAAUUGGAAGAAGAUAUCAGGAAGAAAUUGAAAGAUUCUGGGGAUGUUUCAGAUGUAAUUGAGAAAGUUAAAUGCAUUUUAAAAACACCAGGAAAGAUUAAUUGCCUAAGGAAUUGCAAAACCUAUCAAGCCAGGAAACCUCUGUGGUUUUAUAACACUUCCCUCAAGUUUUUUCUCAACAAGCCAAUGCUCGCUGAUGUCGUAUUCGAGAUACAAGGUACGACAGUGCCAGCUCACAGGGCCAUCCUGGUGGCCCGGUGUGAAGUGAUGGCGGCCAUGUUUAACGGUAAUUACAUGGAAGCAAAGAGUGUCCUGAUCCCAGUGUAUGGUGUUUCCAAAGAGACUUUCCUGUCAUUUUUAGAAUACCUGUACACAGACUCUUGUUGCCCAGCUGGCAUUUUCCAGGCCAUGUGUCUCCUGAUCUGCGCUGAGAUGUACCAGGUGUCCCGGCUGCAGCACAUCUGUGAGCUGUUCAUCGUCACCCAGCUACAGAGCAUGCCCAGCCGGGAGCUGGCCGCCAUGAGCCUCGACAUCGUCGACCUGCUCAAGAAGGCCAAGUUUCACCAUUCUGACUGCCUUUCGACCUGGCUGCUUCAUUUCAUUGCCACUAACUACCUCAUCUUCAGUCAGAAGCCUGAGUUUCAGGAUCUCUCAGUGGAAGAACGCAGUUUUGUGGAGAAGCACAGAUGGCCAUCAAAUAUGUACUUGCAGCAGCUGGCAGAGUACAGGAAGUAUAUUCACUCCCGGAAGUGUCGUUGCUCAGUCAUGUGACCUGCCACUUUCAUGCACUUAAGCUUUUAUUAUUCGCGUGGAGAAUGAGUUCCAGGAAAUGACUGAAACCAAUGUAGGCACUAAAAAAAAAAACAAAAAAUUAGCAUACAGCUAAAUAUGUUCAUUAAUUCUCUUUGAAAAUACUACUAUUGUGGUCUUAAAAGGGAAUAAAACAAACCAUAGACUAAAAGGCCUCACCCUAGAAUAUAAAGCUGUUGUACAGGUACCUUUUCCCUUUAAGGUAUUCUGUUAUAUUAGUGAUAUUAAGAUCUUUCCCAGUUAUGAUGCUAAAAGUUUUUUUUUUAAAUCAUGUAGGAUUAAUACAGUAAUUUCAUCCAAUUGCUCUAUUGAAGUUAGGAGCAUUUAGAGUCUAUGUAACUAUUUCUGUAAUGAGAAAUCUAAGAGAAGACUCAUCAGUCCAUCACCAGAGUUUAGGGAUAGAAACUCGCCUGGGGGUUGAAAGUGAAAUGUCACAUGGUUCCCAAUUGGUGAUGGGGUUUGAAUCAUAAUGGGAAAAAAAUUCUGUUUUUCAUCUGAACAACCAAAUUGAGCCACCUGUUUCCUUCCUGGGAUUCUCGUUAGGGAGGAAACCUAAACAGGGCUGGACUUCUCCGUGUGUGACUUGUGUGGCUCCGCACCUGAUCCAAGGUUCUGGUAUCACCGUCUUGAAAUUCUUAAUAUUUUAUGUUUAAAGAUGGACCCUGUGUUUUCACUUUGCAGUGGGCUCCCCACCCCCAAACCGUGCAUAUUUCCUGGCAGGAACUAUACUAUGUUUUCUUGCUCAAAUAGCUUUCUCUCUGAAUGCAGAAAAGAGGCAUUAGUACCAAGGGAAGAAAAGGAGGCUCAUUGGAGGGAAGUGCUCACAUGAUGGAGAUUCACACCUGUGGGGAGGUGUGGACCACCCACGGCCUCCACUGCCACUUCAGCUGGUGGCCAAUGUGGAAUAAAUGCUUUAACACACCCACAGUGCUGUACCACAGAUAAACAAAUACUUUCUCAAUCAUUCUGUAAGACUAUUGAUAAGAGUGACUGGCCAGGCUGAACUUAAUACACAUUCAUGAAGAUACUCAUGGGAAAACAUGUCCUCUAGAGAAUUUGCCAUUGAAAGCUUGAGACUUUUUUUUGAGUAUGUACUAAGAUUGAAGGUCAGUGGCUUAAGUUAUCUGAAUUGUUUUCAAGGACCUCAGGACUGUUAGAUGAGGAAUAGUAUGAAUCUUGUCCUCAAGAUUACCAAGUAAGUUAAAGGAAAGGAUUUAACAGACCUGUUCCGUGUAGAGAGAAUGGACAGAGUUGAGUUCCUCUUCAUCACGUGCACACAGAGGUCUUUCCAUCGGGAGCUCACAGCCGAGAGGUGCAAGAGCAGAUUGCUGUUCAUUGUUAGCAUCAUUUCCACGUGUCACUCAGUACUGGAAUAUAUUUUUCUUUUAAUUUCCAGUGACUUCAGAGUACACAUAGUUUUCCAACAUUUCAAAGGUUUGAUUGGUUUUAUUUCAUAGUAUUAGGAUCCCAUACAGUUAGCCCUUGUAUGUAUACCAACACUGUUGGGGAAAAAAUUCCCUAUAGAUACUCUGAGAAACCCGAUUUUAAUUGGUUUAUAUCACUGAAGAUUACUGGAAUGCAUUGUAUGUUUUUUAUGAUUUAAUCACUUGACUCAAUCAGCUGUUGGCAGCCAUUUGAUAAAGAUUAGCCCUGUAAAGAACAGAUACUGUAGUAAAUUCUAGAAAUUCAUUUACAUUUAAGUUCUAAAAUGCAGUGAUACCCUUUUGUUCUUCAUAAACAUAUUCUCACCCCAUAUGAAUUACAGCAUUUAAAAUUCUAAAUCAAUAACUUGAUCUAGGAAAUUGAAAAAUACAAGUUGCAAAGCAAAGUAUUUUCUUGGAAAUACUAUUUCAUGCUUAAAUAGACUGGAGACAUUCUUUUAGGGUAAGUGGGGGUUGGACUUAGAGGCUGGUGCUCAGCUGGUGUGGAGUAUGUAGUUUUCAUGAAGAAAGUCCUUUCCCAUCUAUCCGAGUGACUCACACACCCAGAUGUCACAGCUCUUCAGAGCUGGUCCAGACAGUGAUCCAUUAGUGUUUAAAUCCAUCUGCAUGCAGACCAAAUCUUCAGUACCUUUAAAUUAACUCCAUUUAAAAUAACAAGAAAUCUGAAAAUACGUACAAACUAUCUUGGAGAAAUGAGUGCUGGUUUUGAGGUUUUGUUUCUUUUUAAUUGAAAGAUGGUUUCUAGCUGGUGUAUGCUCUGUGCUUUCUCUGCUUCAGUAUAUCUACCACUUUAAUUUGAGAAUACACUGUAUGGGGGAGCUAAGCCCUUUUGUUUCUGGGCCUGGUCUUCACCAUAUUUGAUACUUUGUAUAUUCUGACUACUUUAUGUUCACAGUAUAGAAACUAGAUUUGUAAUACAGAAUGUUGAGUAAUGUAACUGAAAUUAACCCUGUCCACGCCAGGAUGGUGGUUUCAUACUGGGUAGUAACAGAAGACUGAAGAAUUGGAUGAAUCCGACUCCCAAGACAGCUAAACUUUUCAACUGUAAUUUUGAAAACUACACUACACCCAAUAUAGUUAAAUCAGACAAAAAUGUCCUCAAAGGUACUUUAUUUUAUUUAAGGCAUCUAUUUCAUUCAACUUUUAACAGUUUUGCAAAGAAGGUUGUGUGUGUAUUUUAAUAUAGCCUGACCUAAAUUUAUAAGUUUUUAGCUUUAGUAUUUAACAUUUUGUAACAAAUAAACCUUUUUUUAAAACAAAUU